CUAAUAAAACCAGCGAGAUUUGGGAAAGAUGAUCCAUAUGUAAUGUCUCAGAACCGUCCCAGGAACAAGACCGGGGCGAAGAGAGUAAACUCUACCAUGAUGUCGCACCAAUAUUCCUCAAUAUGCCUUCAUAGAAAUGCGAAUUUUUCAAUUUUAGAGACAUUGGAAAUCCGCUUGUUAGGUGUCUAGAUCGAAAUAGUCUACUAAUCUGCAUCUGUAAGAAAGCGAUAGCAAGUGUCAGCUCUCAAUCAUAAAUAUGAAAUCUGUAUUAGGUUGUGUGUCGAUCAUGUUGUGUUACUCUACAUGGCUGCACAUUUCUACGAGGGGUACAACCGUUGUUUUCUUGUCAGUAACAGUCGUCGUCCCCAGGCUGCUCGGACAAACCUCUGACGUUUCCGUACGAAAAAAUUACCGAUAGACGUAGGACAUCGCUGGCGACCUGUCCUCAAGCAAAAUGGCACAUAUAGGACGUCUGUCAUCCAAAAGCACAGUGUUGUUGCUGUGUGACAUGCAAGAGAAGUUCCGACCAACUAUUUUCCAGUUCACCAACAUUGUGAGCAAUGCUGCAAGAUUGCUACAGGCUUGCCGGAUCUUGGGUGUCCCCCCAAUUGUGACUGAGCAGUACCCUACGGGUCUGGGCCCCACCGUCUCUGAGCUGGGUGCACAGGGCCUGAAGGCCCAUGCCAAAACCCGCUUCUCCAUGCUGACUGAGAGUGUGGAGAACCAGCUCAAGAGCCUGGGCAACCCUCAGCAGGCGAUCCUGUGUGGCAUAGAGGCCCAAGCCUGCAUCGCAUGCACAACCUAUGAUCUCCUGGAGAGAGGAAUGGAGGUUCACAUUGUUGCAGACGCCGUCUCAUCUCGAAGUCCGACGGACCGGCUGUUCGCCCUGUCGCGGCUGAAGCAGAGCGGGGCCUUUCUCACCACCACAGAGGGGGUCCUACUGCAGCUGGUGCAGGAUGCCAAGCACCCCAACUUCAAAGAGAUCCAGAAGCUCCUGACUCACCCCUCCCCAGACACGGGUCUUCUUGCCUUCUUCAGCUCCCUGUAGGAAGAGCCACAUGGCCCAAUUUAGCCUGACAAAUCCUUCAUUGGGCAGGCAUCUUCCAGUACACAUCACCAUCGCUGGCCGUUUAUGGCUGUCUUAAAUUUUCAGUCGACGUUUGUCUUCACCUGCUUCAGGUUUUUUUUGUUGUUGUUUUUUGUUUUUUCUCUCAAUUACAAGCAGAAUGUAAUUAUUUUUGUAUGUAUCGUUACUAAUGCACACAAACUAAUAAAUAAAGCUGAGCUAUAACAGCG
Electrophorus electricus (electric eel) is the source of this 1296-nucleotide messenger RNA. RefSeq names its product isochorismatase domain containing 2 (gene isoc2). Lineage: Eukaryota; Metazoa; Chordata; Actinopteri; Gymnotiformes; Gymnotidae. The record is from RefSeq and is a predicted model, not a curated record.